AUGAUUAUCACUCUGAUCUUCAAACGCGUUCAAACUCGGACAUUUACAGCGGAAGACUUGUUUCCGCUUUGGAAAGAUGGUAAAGGGUUAUGUACUUCUUUUGCCACUUAUGUUGCUUCCCGUCUCGAGAACAGUGUUCACCCUACACUAUUUCAAUUGAACGAAACCCAUCGUGCAUGUUUUAUUAGAGAUGGUGUCGUAAUUGACUCCUCGGCAAGAAAUAUCCUCGAAUCCAAGGAUGAAAAGCCCGUCUCCGGCCAUAAGGGGCCUUGGAAGUUUGACAAAUCCUCUAAUGAUGUCACCCUUAUAUUUCAGGCGUCUAAGAGUUCUAAAUUCAUAGCUUUCAGCCCUUACCGAGCUAUAUUAAAGCAAUGCAUAACUGUCUACUGCAGCUCUGCGGUCAGAAAUCCUUUAUUUGCCUCUUCCGAAUUAAAUCAGAUGCCCAGCUUCGAUUCAACGGGAAGAUUACAUGGAAGCCAUACCAACGUUGUAUCUCACGGAGCGAGCUGCUACUAA
Messenger RNA from Trichophyton rubrum CBS 118892, 516 nucleotides. RefSeq lists its product as uncharacterized. Lineage: Eukaryota; Fungi; Ascomycota; Eurotiomycetes; Onygenales; Arthrodermataceae. Bases 1 to 516 code for a protein of 171 amino acids. The transcript is spliced from 3 exons. The record is from RefSeq and is a predicted model, not a curated record.